This is a messenger RNA of Pararge aegeria (speckled wood butterfly), 702 nucleotides long. RefSeq lists its product as uncharacterized. The transcript has a single exon. Lineage: Eukaryota; Metazoa; Arthropoda; Insecta; Lepidoptera; Nymphalidae. The record is from RefSeq and is a predicted model, not a curated record. The coding region runs from base 70 to 363 and encodes 97 amino acids.
CGCACUUUGCAUCCAGCAAUCGUUGAGAGCAAACGUUUUUCUUAAAUCUUACAAAAAACCUUAUCAAUCAUGGUCGUGAAACUAUCACACGCUGCGCUGUGCGUGGACGUUUAUCCGGCGCUUCAGAAAUGCCGUGGCAGACAAGUUGAUUGUGCGGCGGAAAAGCGUCAGAAACUACAAGCUUUACCAGCCCUCGUGGAAGAUGAUUCCGAAGUUGAGACUUUUGAACCUGAAACGGAGAGGUCUUAUAUCCUGCAUACUGAAGGCUUGCUAAGGAGGCAGAAGUCAGUUUCUCCGCAGCGCAGGGAGAGGAUGCGUCGACAACUUGCGCUGCCGUCGUUAUCAGAAGAUGAGGAGCCUUGAGCUUUUGGUGGAAGGAAUUGGGAAUGGAGUUUUGACACUGAGAAACAGCUGGUCCUGUUUUCACGGUUCGCGAGAGGUUCGGCGAAUCUCGCGCCAAAUCAGCACGUUUGCCGCAAAAAAAGUGAAUGUUAUGUGACGGAACAGUUUUGUAGCCACUGUGGCGGUGUUUCUGUGCGGUUACGACCGGAUAUAAUGUCAAAAAAAAAAUAUUAUAAACUGUGGAGUGAAAACAAUUUUUGUUACUUGUUGUAACACCUUGCACCCGUAUUUAUGUAUGUCUAUGUGUAAAGAUAAAAUGUAAUGUCACCAUGAAAAUAAAUGUUGUGUUUUUAUAAUGAA